Messenger RNA from Exophiala mesophila, 2046 nucleotides. RefSeq lists its product as uncharacterized. The record is from RefSeq and is a predicted model, not a curated record. Bases 1 to 2046 code for a protein of 681 amino acids. NCBI's taxonomy places the organism in Eukaryota, Fungi, Ascomycota, Eurotiomycetes, Chaetothyriales, Herpotrichiellaceae. The transcript has 4 exons.
AUGAGGCCUUCCUGGAUCCAGGCUGCCACUUUUCUUUCCUCUCUGUCUUCUGCUGCCAUAAUCCCCCGUACUCCCACCUUCGACCACUCUGCAAAGGAUAUUACUACAGUUGCUGGUACAACAGGCUGCUUUGAUGGAUCUGAGGAUGGACUGGAGCUUACUCUCGAGAUUGACUCGGCGGAAGAGGAAUGCGCCAGGACAAGACCCCGCCUGAAUGGCGUUGCCCUAACAUCAAAUGCCCAUGAUGCCGUCCUCACAGGCAACGUUGCGUUGAAAGUUCGACGUUCUGACGAUUCUGGUGACGCGGAUAUUGAGGCCAAGUUCACGUCGACUUGCAUCAGGGGUCAGGCGUCUUUCUUGACUGUUCAGUUCACCAACCCUACUGCCGACGAACAAUCCCAGGCUGCCUCGGGCUUCACGACUUCUUUCACACAGGUAGGCCAGCCUGCCAUUCUCCGGCUACGCAACAGGCCCACCGUCAACGUCCAGCCCCUGAAGAUUUGUAAAUCAUGGGUAUUCCCCUCGGACUCCCAGAGAGUGUCCGUGACGGCUCCAUCUCCGACCCCGGACACUAGCCGUGAUGAGAUGAUGGACGACCAGUACAAGAAGUUGGACGAAUUGUUUGGACAACUCGCAGACAAGCAUGACGAAAUCUAUUCAACCGAAAAGGCUAUCAUCUCGAUGGUCAAGGAUGAGUUUAGGUCAUGCUCGACCAUCAGGUGCUGGUGGGAUACUGCCAAAAGCAAAAUUCCCGUUGUUUGCAGAAUGUUCACUGCUCAUUGGACUCAUCACAAGACUCGCGUGUCUGGUUGCAUUCAGGGCAAGGCUCAGGCUGCCUGCACCGCUGAAGAACCCAGUGUGCCCGCAAAGGAGCAUGGCUCGACUAAUGAUGAGGUUGAUGGAGUUGUUAAGGCCGCCACAAGCACCUUCGCUACCAGAGCAGAUACUACUCCCACUGCAACUCCCACUGUCAACGACAUGCACUCAGCAGUUGCUCCUACUGUACUGCCUACGGCUCUCGGCGCUGAUGUGUCCACCUCAGAGCCGUCCUCUGCGAAGGAUACUCCAGACUCAGAACCACAAGGACACCAUGGUCCCCCUCCUGGGUUCAAACCAUGGAAAGGAGACGGACCUCCCCCUUGGCAUCACGGCCCCCCUCCUUGGUUCAAGCCUGGAGAUCAUCACGGCCCCCCUCCUUGGUUCAAGCCUGGCGAAGGCCAUCACGGCCCCCCUCCCUGGUUCAAGCCUGGCGAAGGCCAUCACGGGCCCCCUCCACCAUGGAGAGGGGACAGCCCUCCGCCUUGGGCUCCUGGUCAUGAAGACCAUACGCAGGAAGAACCGGAGAGUCACAGCACCCGUCUUGGAUUGGGCUCAUUCCAUCUAACCGGGGACCGGAGCGUUUUCGAUUACAAACUGACGUUGAUUGUGAUCUUGUUCAUACUCACGAUCAUCAUUGGCGGAGUAUUUUUCAAACUGAUCCGCAUGUGUCGCGAUCCACGACGACGAGCUGAACGAGCUGCCUGGGUUGAAGAACGCCGAACACGUCGGCUUUAUCGGAAGGCGGCCUGCAAGCACAAGUGGAGGACGUGGUGGAGUCAACUUUUUUGUCUCAUGUCAGCGAACUUUGAAGAGAAGAUGGGCAAUUUACCUGGGCAAGGGCGUGAAAACGAGAACGUUCUCCAUCGACAAAUCAGGGCGCUCAGAGAUGUCGCCAGCCUGGUGAGAAACCUUGUUGCGGCUGAAGAAGGCCGUUCCCAGAUUCAGGCCGACGGGGCCUCGGAAAGCUCGUCACAAUCGGAUCAAACUCCGGCCCCAGUCUAUAUUGCAUCACUUUCUCCACCUCCUUCAUACUUUGCCCCUCCGCAGUAUGAAGAAGAAAUCCGGGGUGAAAUCACAGUUGUUGAAGGGUUCACAUAUACGCCUAGUCACUCCGGCUACACACCCAGUUCUAUUGGCGAUGCAGCAGAGAGCAGUAUCGUCGACUGCAGCCCAAGACUCAGCUUCGAAACCGGUCGAUCCACAGUUUUUACCAGGGAUGCCGAAUGA